UUUUUGCGUGUUCUCCGUUUAUUAGACUGUUUUUUAUUGUGAUGGUGCAGCGUUAUGUUAACGUGUCCUUUCGAAAUGAGAGAUAGAGCCAGGACGAUGAACAGUGUUAGGCCGUCGGAAUUUACUUCUGAGCUUGCAGAGCUCCAUCGAAAUAGAUCUUCUUCCUUCACAGCGGUGCAGAGACAGAGCUCACGAUCAGGGCCUCGGUAUUCCUUGCAAGUUACCGCUGAUGAAAACAGCUACCUUCUGUCUCUGAAGAUCAUUGGAGCUCAGUCGUUGGCCAAGAAGGAUAUCUUCGGUGCCAGCGAUCCUUAUGUGCGCGUGGAGUUGCAGAAGAUCGAUGGUGAUGUCACCAUCGAAACGUUUCUUACCAAGACCAAGAAAAAGACGUUGAACCCAGUAUGGAAUCAGCAGUUUGUUUUCAAGGUAAAGCCCCAAGAACACAAACUGCUAAUCCAAGUUUUCGACGAGAACCGUCUUACGCGAGAUGACUUCCUCGGCAUGGUGGAGAUACCCCUUUCGACCGUGCCGUCGGAGUCAGCAGCCAGCGCCCGUCCGCCCGUCGUCAAGUAUCCAUUGCGUCCGCGCAGGUCUGUUGCCCGUUCUAGAGUGCGUGGUUACAUCGAAAUCUACCACGCGUUAGUGGGGAGAGUGGGGGAAACCGAAGAGGCGGCGCCUGCUGAAAAUGACUGGGAGAUGGUGGAACCCACUACGCAGGUGGGACAGGUGCAGCCGACGAUAGGCGGGGACCCUCUACCGCCAGGAUGGGAGGAGAGACAGGACGCCAACGGCAGGACUUACUAUGUCAACCACGUAGCCCGUUCUACACAGUGGGAGCGGCCUACUUUCCAACGCAAUAUAAGUACGGAAUCGCAAGCUGAACGCAUGGAGACUGCAGCGACGGAGUUUCAGAGGCGUUUCCACAUUUCGCACGACAACGACGAGACUAACGCUUCGCCGCAGCACCGUCACCAGGAGGAUAGCAAUAGGAGUGAGAGUAACUCUACGGACAACACGCCAUUUACCUCACCCAUUCAUUUACCAAUACAAGAAAAUGACGAGACUACUGAUCAGGGAGAACAGGUCCCUAGAAGUAGCUUCGAAUCCGAUAAUGAUAAUGUACAGGAACAAAACGGCCCGAAUAGUUUAAGUGAAACCGACUGUGAUAUUAGAAAUAAUCAAGAAGACGACGACGUUGUAUGCGCUAAGGAGCGAUUAAAGCAAAACAACGAAGCUCAAGAAUGUGAUAGCGAGGCGGACGCUAGUCAGAAUAAUACCCCCUCGCAACUUGACCAGGACCAAAAUCAGGCCGAAAUUGAUCAGGAAGAAACUGAUGCUGAACCGAGAGACGAAAAUGAACAAGGCCAACCAGUUGAGGAAAACAAUGAAAGUAGAACAACACCUGAAGCGACAAUGGAGAUCGCAGAGGAAGUGAUUCUAAAUUCAAUUGAAACAGCACUGAAUCAGAUAGAGAAUGACGCGCGGGCAAUUGUAGAAUCUACAGAAAGAAGAAAUGAAGGUGAUCAAACGGAUGGUAAUGAGAAUGAGGUGGAAAGGUCUGAGGAGGCGUUGACGUUCGAUGAGAAUCACUUCAGUACACCGGUGGGCGGGUCUUCGCCGGCGCGGACGCCACGUGGCCGCAGACGCCGGACAACCACCAGCUCGCUGGAGGACUCUGAGCAGGACGAGACGGACGCGUCGACAGAGACGAGGAGUAGCAGCGCCAGUAGCGCGCAGAGCCAGAAUCUGCCCAGUAGCGAUGGUCUACCUCUCGGCUGGAGUAUGCAGCGCGCGCCAAACGGCAGGAUAUUCUUCAUCGACCACAACGAUAAGACCACCACGUGGAUUGAUCCAAGGACAGGUUGCGCGUCCAGUUUGCCGAGCGCAGCCGCGGCCAGCGCGGGCGCGGAGUCCGACGACCUGGGGCCUCUGCCCGAGGGCUGGGAGGAGAGGGUGCACACAGACGGCCGCAUCUUCUUCAUCGACCACAACACGCGGACGACACAGUGGGAGGACCCUCGGCUGUCGAAUCCGCAGAUUGCGGGCCCCGCCGUACCUUAUUCGCGGGACUACAAACGCAAGUACGAGUACCUCAAGAGCCAGUUGCGCAAACCGAGCAACGUACCGAACAAGUUCGAGAUAAAGGUCCGACGCAACUCGAUCUUGGAGGACUCUUACCGCAUCAUCAGCUCCGUGAGUCGCAUCGACCUGCUAAAGACCAAACUUUGGGUCGAGUUCGAGUCGGAAGUUGGGUUGGACUACGGCGGCCUAGCUCGCGAAUGGUUCUUCCUGCUCUCCAAAGAGAUGUUCAACCCUUACUACGGCCUGUUCGAGUACUCGGCGAUGGACAACUACACCCUGCAAAUAAACCCCAACAGCGGCGUCUGCAACGAGGAGCACUUGAACUACUUCAAGUUCAUCGGCCGGGUCGCCGGCAUGGCCGUUUAUCACGGGAAGCUGCUUGACGCUUUCUUCAUCCGUCCGUUUUACAAGAUGAUGUUGGGCAAACAGAUCGAGCUCCAGGACAUGGAGUCCGUUGACCUCGAGUACUACAACUCACUCAUGUGGAUCAAGGAAAACGACCCGUCCGAGCUGUACCUGACAUUCGCCGUGGACGAGGAGCAGCUGGGGCAGACGCUGCAGCGCGAGCUCAAGCCCGGCGGGGCCAACAUUCCCAUCGACAACGACAACAAGGACGAGUACAUCAAACUAGUAAUUCAAUGGCGAUUCGUGAACCGGGUGCAAGAGCAGAUGCUCGCGUUCCUGGAGGGGCUGGGGCAGCUGGUGCCGUUACCGCUGCUCAAGAUCUUCGACGAGAACGAGCUGGAGCUGCUGUUGUGUGGCAUUCAGCACAUCGAUGUUAAAGACUGGCGCUCAAACACGCUGUACAAAGGAGACUAUCAUGCUAAUCAUCUUGUGGUACAAUGGUUCUGGCGGGUGGUGCUGUCGUUCUCCAACGAGAUGCGCUCGCGCCUGCUGCAGUUCGUGACGGGCACGUCGCGCGUGCCCAUGAACGGCUUCAAGGAGCUGUACGGCAGCAACGGGCCGCAGCUCUUCACCGUCGAGAAGUGGGGCACGCCCGCCAACUACCCGCGCGCGCACACCUGUUUCAACCGCAUCGAUCUUCCACCCUACGAGAGCUACCAGCAGCUGCGUGAAAAGCUCAUUAAGGCAAUUGAAGGAUCGCAAGGCUUCGCUGGAGUUGACUGAUACCCGACCAUAUACAUCCCGAGCCGC
Hyposmocoma kahamanoa is the source of this 3237-nucleotide messenger RNA. It is a transcript of the gene Nedd4, whose product is annotated as E3 ubiquitin-protein ligase NEDD4. The record is from RefSeq and is a predicted model, not a curated record. The transcript is spliced from 20 exons. Gene Ontology annotation, molecular function: sodium channel inhibitor activity; protein binding; ubiquitin protein ligase activity. Gene Ontology annotation, biological process: regulation of dendrite morphogenesis; ubiquitin-dependent protein catabolic process. The coding region runs from base 55 to 3210 and encodes 1051 amino acids. Lineage: Eukaryota; Metazoa; Arthropoda; Insecta; Lepidoptera; Cosmopterigidae.